Messenger RNA from Closterium sp. NIES-67, 4478 nucleotides. Lineage: Eukaryota; Viridiplantae; Streptophyta; Zygnematophyceae; Desmidiales; Closteriaceae. The record is from the annotation of a GenBank genome assembly.
UCAGCCUCCCAGGCUCACCUCGGCUCAGGUCAGCUUCAGUUCGCCCCUCCUCCUCCCCCCACCCACCAACUGCGUCACGCGCCUUUUCAUUAUCACACCAGCCACCAGAACAGUAUGUAGAAGCACUCUCUUGCCAUGGAGGAGAACUGUUUGCACGUUCCUUGGCGCGGUGAGAAGUUUGAUUGAAUGAUAUUUCGAUCUCGACGUCAUCUAGUUGGUCCUUAGGCCGCUGUUGUCACCCCCACCACGCGGUGGCUAUCAUUAGGUGCUUUCCGUCUGCUCGCUUGCGUCAUCGUCGCCUAGCAUCCUCCACGAAUCAUCCGCUUUCGGCUACUACAGGUCUCGGACGUUACGUCGAGUACAGUGGCUCCUUUUGAUUGGUCUCUUCAUUAGCUCCCUCGUGCGGUUAGUUACCUUCGUUAGCUCCGAAGCGCAGAAGCCCAAAUGCGUAAUAACAGAAGUUGUUUGACGAGCAUCUAGACCCUGGGCUAGUUUCCCUGGUUCUCUGGUUUCUUCAUUAGGUUCUCGUUUCGCAGGACAAACGAACUCGUACAUCAACAUAGCUAUCGAGCAGGAUCCUCGGUAGCGAUCAAUAAUACUCACACGCGUCGAUCGACGACUCUCUGAUCAAUUUGGACCGCAGGUCCUUGCGAUUAAUAAUACUCACAUAUUCAGAAAAUGCCUAAGAACAUGGCUCCCCACCAUUGUCCAUAUCUCGGCCCGAUCCUCUUAGACGUCAUUCCAGCGGCUCUUUUCACCUGCAGAGACGGAUUCCGCGUCGCUCACUGCAGCCACGCGUUGAUGCGAAUACUCGGAGCGAAGCCGGACGCCAUAGGAGGGAAGCGGAUAGCCGAUUACUUACAUUCAGAAGAUACAAUAGCCGUUGAGCCAAUCAUGGCCGAGUUCGCCGGAGCCACCUCAACCCCCCAGCAGAAGCGGGUCGACGUUCGCCUGCGGGUCAGCGACGAUAGACAUUGCGACCAAUCCGUCGCAUGCCCGAACGACAGCACCCCACAGCCUUCUCAGUGGCGAUGGUUCGAGAUGUCGCUCGUGACGAGAGUCCCCGGCGACGCUUUUCGCAGAGCAGGCGACUGUCGCAGCAAGCAACACGAAGCAGCAUCAGACCAAGCAUCUGCUGUGCGGGACGAAGCGACACCGAUGGGGUUGGACAGUCGGCCAUCGGGAGGUCGAUUCUCCCAAGAUUCGAUGGCUGCAGAGACGGCGUCGGACGUCAACCGUGGGAGCUGUGGGAGCGGUGGGAGCGGUGGGAGCGGUGGGAGCGGUGGGAGCGGCGAGCGGGCAACGGCGCCUUCGCAGCCAUGGAUCCUCGCGACGUUCCACGAGAUCUCCGCGCGGCGAGCCGGCAUGGACGUGCUAGUGCGCGAGCUGCGGCACACGGCUGACAUGGCCAUGCGCGUAGCGGGCGGGAGAGACGGCGACGCGCCUCGCAGCCCUCCCCGCGCCGACGGCGCACAGCAGCGUUGCUCUGAUGCCGCACCGAGCCCUUCUCGCGCCGACGGCGCGCAGAUGCAGACGAUGGCUUGCAGCUGUGACGCCGCAGGUAGCCCGCGUAGCGAUGACGCGCGAAACCCUAGCACUGGCGACGACUCGCAGAGGUCUGGCGCAGAUGCGCUGCGCAACCUUAAGUGCAGCAACGGUGACGGCACUAACACUGACGCCACUCGCGGAGGUUGCACCGACACGUCGCAGGGCAUUGCAGAGGGCUCUGCGACUGCUGCGGCUGCGUCUGCUGAUGAGACGCCUAGUGACAGGGGACAGGCAGGGGAGGGAGUGAGAAGUGAAGCGGACGGGCGGAGAGACGAGCGAGUGGCGCCAAGAGAGCCAGCCGCCGGGGAGGGCGCGGAGGGACGGAAGGAGCAGGAGAGAGCCGAGCAGGAGAGGAGUGCGAAGCAGGGAAGUAGGAGCGAGGGGAGUGAGGAGGCGAGCGGGCAGGAGGCAAGGGGGGAUGACGAGGAGAGGGAGCCGUUGGGGAAGGCGCUGCAGCUGCUGGGGACGGUGAAGGGGCUGCUGCGGGAGAGCCAGAAGAACUCGGUGUUCCGCACCAUCUUCGAAAUGUCCCUGGACCCCAUGUUCAUAGUGUCACGCGAGUUCCGCAUUAUGGACUGCAACGACGCCGCCGUGCGCCACAUGCGCUUCUCGUCCAAAGAAGAGGCCAUUGCCCGCUUCGACGCGCUCACAGGCGCGCCCGAGUUCCAGGCCGACGGCCGCCUCUCCGCUGACGUGGCGGCGAUCAACGUGGCGCGCAUGCUGAGCGGCGAGACGGUCGUGACGGAGUGGCGCCACCUGGCGGCGGACGGGACGCCGUUCGACGUGCUGCUGAACGUGCGCGAGAUCGUGGUGGACGGGCAGCGCUGCAUGCUAUCCGUGUGGCACGACUUGUCCGAGAUGAAGCGCAAGGAGGAGGAGUUAAAGGCGGCCAAGGAGGCGGCGGAGGCGGGCAGCGAGGCGAAGAACCGGUUCCUGGCGAAUAUGAGCCACGAGCUGCGCACGCCCAUGAACGGCGUCAUCGGCGUCGCCGAGCUGCUGCUGCGCACGGCGCUGACGGACGAGCAGCGCAUGUACGUGGACGUCAUCUGCUCCUCCGGCAACGCCCUCACCCACAUCAUCUCCGACGUGCUCGACAUCACCAAGAUCGAGGCCCACUCCCUCGUGCUCGAGUCCUACCCGUUUGACCUGCGAGAAACAGUGGCCGACUCGUUAGAUGCUGUUCGGUCUGCUGCGAGCAGGAAGGGCCUGCAGGUGUCAAGCAGUGUGUGCGAGCAGCUGCCCACAACGGUGAUCGGAGAUCAAUUCCGGGUGCGGCAGAUUCUCCUCAACCUGCUCUCCAACGCCAUCAAGUUCACCGAUGCCGGCACGGUGGGUGUAACGGUUACCACUAGUGCUGAGCGGCCAGUGCUGCAGCAAGGGCAGCGGGAGGAGGGGGGUGGAGUGUGGGUGUGUGGGGGUGGGUGGGAGCGAGAGGAGGUGAGGAAAGGGGAGGAGACUGGUGGGGGAGUUCUUGGCAAGAGGGCGAGGGGUGACGAAUUAGAAGGUGCAGGGGCAGCAGCGGCAGCGGGGUCAGAGGCUAGUGAGUCCAAGAGACAUCGCAGGGAUUUCUUGGGAGGGGAGGCAGGAAGUCAGCCGCUGCAGCAGCAGCAGGAUGAGAUUGGGACAGCGUUAGGGCAGGGCAGUGCGGCAGCAGCAGCGCCGGUGUGGGUGCGGAUAGAUGUGAGGGACAGCGGCAUGGGCAUCUCAGCCGAGAGCAUGGCGCGCCUGUUCACCCCCUUCCGGCAGGUGGACGACUCGUCGUGCCGCAAGCACGGCGGCACGGGCCUGGGUCUGUCCAUCUGCCGCUCGCUGGCGUCGCUCAUGGGGGGCUGCAUCUCCGUCGCCUCCACGCCCCACCAAGGCUCCACCUUCUCCCUCGUGCUGCCACUUCAGCCCACCAGGCAGUCGCCCUUUCGCCCACCGCACUCCACAACUCAGAUGUUAUCAUCACCAUCAUCAUCAGCUGCUGCUGCCGCUGCGGCUGCUGUUGCUGCCUCUGGCAAGGCGGGGGCAGCAGCAGUAGCGGCAGUGGCAACUGGCAGCGCCCGUCCUGCUGCCGAGCCAUUGGCGAGCUACCUGAAUACGGAGCUGGGGCCGGUUGUGGCCGAGCUGGACUCGUUUGACCACAGUGACGGCAGAUCCACGGAGGUGGAGGGCCAAGGGGUGGGGGGGCGGGGGCAGGAGGAAGCAGGGGCAGGUGCAGUGCAGGAGGGGGUGGAGGGGAAGGCUGGAGGCAGGCGGGAUGAGGGGUCUCACAGAGGCAUGCCCGUGGGUCCAAGCGUCUCCCCUGUUGCGGGUAGCCCCAAGGGGGGGGAGGAAGGGACGUGGGGAGGGGGCAGGAGUGGGGCAGGUGCUGGGCCGACGAGCUUUGAGGGGCUGCGAUGCCUGGUGGUGGAGGACAACCCGGUGAACCGCAUGGUGGUGGUGCGCCUGCUCAGGAGCCUCAAGGUGGCCUGCGACGUGGCGGUGGAUGGCUGCAAGGCUGUGGAGGCGUGCAAGACCAACAACUACCACGUCAUCUUCAUGGACUGCCACAUGCCUGUGAUGGACGGGUUUGAAGCCACCACCCGCAUUCGCAGCCUCCAGGGACUAGGAUCGCCCUCAACCGGACAGCCUGGCUGCUGCUCUGUGGAUGUGAGAAAGGAGCAGCAGCAGCACCAACAACAAACAGAUUGUCAAGAGCAAGCGCUUCAGCGGUCUGUUAUUUAUGCGCUGACGGCGAGUGUGCUGAAGCACGAGAGGGACAAGUGUGCCCUUGUGGGGAUGGAUGGGUUCUUGGCCAAGCCAAUCAGGAUGAGGGAUCUGCAGCAGGUGCUGAGCCAGGUGCUGGCCAGGCCCCAGGUUAAAACAUGCAGUGCUGCUUGCCACAAUGGGCAGGCGAUAUUGGUGCCCUUUAAUCAGCCUAUGUAACUUGGAUUUUUUAAAAUAUU